AUGGAGGGAGCCCAGCUCUCCUCCUUUGGGGGCGGAGAAGGCGGAUGGGGAGACAGCGGAGGGGGGGGAGGGAGAGACCGGUGGUUCGAUUCGACUCCUCUCCUCCGCCACCACCGUCUUCUCCGACAGCCGCCCGCCGGCGCAUCGAGGGGAGGAGGCGGAGGAGACGGAGGGGGUAGGAGCAUCCCCUUCCUCAUCGAGCGCGCCAGCCGCCGGCUCAUGAGGUCGCCGUCCAUGGCCAUGAGGGAGGCGUCGGCUCUGCGGCUUGAGGAGCGCCAGAGAGAAUGGGGGUACUCGCGGCCCCUUGUCGCGUUGGACCUCAUCUGGAGCAUCGCCUUCGUCCUCGUGUCGUGUUCCGUGCUCCUUGCUACGGUGCGCGAGCGGCCCCCCACGCCCAUCAGGAUCUGGAUUCUCGGGUACGCCCUGCAUUGUCUGGUGCAUGUGUGCUUCGUCUGUUUCGAGUAUCGGAGGAGUCACAGGACGAGGAGAGCGAGCGAUCGUUGGGCAGAGGUUGAGGCUGGAGAGGAGGAAGAGGGAUCGGAGGAGAGCCGACCAAGCAGGUAAGUCCACGCCCAAAAUUUGAUGAUUACUGACCAAACGGGAGUUGACUCUCUUUUUUUUGUCUUAUUCACUGCUUGUUUUAUUUAUUGUAUGCUGCUCCUAUAGAUCUCUCUCUCUCUCUCUCUCUCUCUCUCUCUCUCUCUCUCUCUCUCUCGCUCGCUGGCAUACUUACAUACGCGUAUAUAUUUAUAUCUCUGCCUUCCGGCCAGCUGCCUUACCAAGUGUUCUUCUAUGAGGAAAGAUUGGUGACGGUACUGGGCUUCGUUCUUCCCCUUUUCUCACUCCUCUUUCAGGAACUAUCCUUCUCCUUUUAAUGAAGAUGUGGACAAGAACUGGAAUCCAUGUGCAUUGCGGGGAUUAAUUUCUAUUAGUAUCGGACUGUUCAUGUUAUCUACUGCUCUCUUCUACUCUAAUUCUCAGAUUUUUGUCCUCUAUUCAGGUGUUGUUAAAGCUGAUUUAUCUUAAUUUAUUUCAUAAAAAUAAUUUAUGGAGAUUCAAACUUCACCCAACACGAAAAUUGCAGAUCAGAGGUUUGGGAUAGUCGUCUCCUGAUUUAUGAGCAUCACCCAUAUCAAGAUUUGAGAAAAUAUUAGACACUGAAAUGAAAAAAAUGUGGCUUCGUCUCUUUGACUUCAUCCUCAACAAGAUAGUCAGUAUCUUCCUCCCUGGGGUUCACCUUCCUCCUCACUUCUGAUCCUUCAUUUUUCUGUGGAAUGUGCUGUCCAAUGGCAUCUAAUGCUGCAAAACUCUUUCUCUCCAUUACUCCCGGCCGCAUCCUACCUGCAAUCUCCAUUGACUUUGAAGGAAACUUGUCUAACUUCACUCAAGACUCCAGAUAAUCCAUGGUAAUUCGACAAGAUGGAAACCAAAUUUGAUGUGCUUAUUGCCCUCUAACUUAUGGGACUCAGCGGGGGAGAUGUUGCAAGGAACGAGCGCGGAGGAUUUCCCUCCAUGUGAGGAAGAAGGGUGAUCCGCUGGUUCUCCUGGGUGCAGCAGAAACAGUUCUUAAGGGUCUUUCAGAGAAGCUUGCCUUUCCUUGAUAUAACUUGAGAAAUUGGAUAUUCUGCCGGGGGAGGUUGGAAGAUAGAGAGCUCGAUUGGGCUAUUAUGAUAUCGGUUUUGAGGUCAGAAAACCCAUAAUACCAGAAGAAAAUAAUCCGAGCCUGAUUUUGUUAUCAGGCAAGUCUUUUACUCGAAACUAGUGAUAUUUCUCUUCCACUUGUAGCCGUUUUCCCUAUUCAGUUCUUUCUUGGGUUCUAUCAACUCUCUUCUUGCUUUGACCACACUUUUCAUGUUUUCCUGAAUUUAUUUAUAAGAUUAAACUUGUAUGGACCCGUCAACUAUGGUUGUGGGUGUCUAAACAACAUUGUACCCUGUAAGCAUUGCAAGGUAAGCUGUAAAUUUUCCGAGGGCAUUUGACUAGCUUCCGGCCAAAUCUAUGCGACUUUAUACCGAGGACUGAACCAAAGGGAAUGAUUCGGUUUUAGCUGGUAGUAAGAAUCUGGUCACAAAUAACGGAAAUUUACCUAAUCAGUUUCUUAUGCAGGGUAAUGAAGAAGUUGGAGUCUACUAAUGCGGUGAUUUCGUUCUUCUGGUGGAUGCUUGGGCUCUACUGGAUCGUCGUUGGCGGUCAGACAUUAUUGCAAGAUGCUCCUCGGCUAUAUUGGUAAAGAAAUUUCGCUUGUACCCUUCAUUUUGUUUCCAAGUAUACAGUGAAACUCUUGAGGACAACUCUCUAUAUCAGUUAUAAUCCAAACAGCAUUCAAAAAAUAAGAACAUCGACUGAACCUAUCAUUUCUGUAUAUAUAUAUAUGUGUGUGCAUUUAUGCAUACAUAGAUGUAUACAUGGCAAAUAAAUCAUUGACACAAAAAAAAAGGAAGCAAACAUUCAGAAUUAAACGAUGAAAUCAGCAGCGAGAUAGCACUGUGUCCUAGCAUUCUCCAAAAACAUUUUAAUACGCUCGAUCGCCUUAUUUGAGCCAUUAUUCUAACCUGUCACCGAAAUUCUGUUGCAUGUCAAUGAACCACAGGCUGACAGUGGUAUUUCUCGCAUUCGAUGUAUUUUUUGCCAUAUUCUGCAUCGUCCUGGCGUGCAUCAUCGGAGUCGCCCUCUGCUGCUGCUUGCCAUGCAUCAUUGCCAUCCUGUACACUGUGACGGGUCAGGAAGGUGCAUCGGAUGCCCACCUAGACUCUCUUCCCAGGUUUAGGUUCCGCAUGGCGAACCAACCAGAGGCAAUGGAGGCAGGAGACCAUGAAGUUCCUACAAAUGUCACGGAUACCCGCAACACCAUGAGUGAUCUCUCUCAUUCGCCAGAGGAUUCUGUAAGCCAUGCUCACUCCAAAUGAUUCACUUAUAUUAGUACUGGUCUCGCUUCCCUGCAAAUCUGGUCCUCUUGGUUUCACAAAGUGGGCAAAGAAUGGCAGCAAUGAGUAGAGAGAAGGCUAAUGAGGUCGAGAUGUUGUCGCUGUUGUUGCAGGACUGCUGCAUCUGCCUCUGUCGAUAUGAAGAUGGGGCAGAGCUCUGCUCUCUGCCUUGCAACCACUACUUCCAUUCAGGGUGCAUUACUAAAUGGCUCCGCAUAAAUGCUAUAUGCCCCCUCUGUAAGUACAGCAUCCUCAGGAAUGAAGAGCAGGUCUGA
This is a messenger RNA of Spirodela intermedia, 3199 nucleotides long. The record is from the annotation of a GenBank genome assembly. Lineage: Eukaryota; Viridiplantae; Streptophyta; Magnoliopsida; Alismatales; Araceae.